Molecule: messenger RNA, 1882 nt
Organism: Fragaria vesca subsp. vesca
Lineage: Eukaryota; Viridiplantae; Streptophyta; Magnoliopsida; Rosales; Rosaceae
Product: receptor-like cytosolic serine/threonine-protein kinase RBK2-like
Exons: 9
Coding region: 172-1650 (492 amino acids)
Biological process (GO): protein phosphorylation; response to starvation; autophagy
Cellular component (GO): cytoplasm
Molecular function (GO): protein binding; ATP binding; protein kinase activity
Source: RefSeq, a predicted model, not a curated record
AACCAUAUUAAUGAGAACCCUUUAUCAUUUUUAGCUUUCCACAGAGUUUCUCUAUCUAUCAAAACUAUGAGAUGUUGGAGCUCAGAAUAGUUGGAUACAAUUAACAGGGCAUUGUUUGAAUCACUGUUUCUGAAAAUUGGUUUUGGGUCUGUUAAAAGUGGCUCUUUGUUAAUGGAUAAUGGAGAAGCGCAGGGACCUUAUUGUUUAUGGGGGCCUGAUAAGAACAGUGAAAAGAUAGAAGUGAAUGAUCCUAAUGAGGUUUAUGUGGUCAAGAUAGAAGAGGUUCAACCUAAAAGAAGAGGUUGUCUACGUCAUUCUGUUUCGGCACAAGUAGAUUUGAGAUAUCGGGAUAUAGAAAAGGAGAAACUUGAUGGCCAAUCUCCUAGAGGAGUUUUGGAAGCUUGCCUGGAAAGCUUUGAACCUGACACUAGCGUUUCUGAAGACAACAAACAGGAACCAGAAGCUCCUUGUCCAGAUUCAAAGCCACAAUCUCAGUGGCGUAACUUCUUUAAGUUAUGGAAGAAAAGAUCAAUCAAGCAGCACUUUACUUCCUUCCCUCUUGGUGUACCGAAGAUGUCAAUAAAAAGAAGGAGCAACAGUUCAAAAGACAAUUCAGUAUUGAAUAAUAUCUACAACUUCAAGUCUCCAUUAAGGAGUUUUUCCUUCUCUGCACUCCAAACCGCCACCAAUAAUUUCAGCAGUGAAAAUAUAAUUGGAAAGGGUGGCUAUUCCGAAGUAUAUAAGGGGACUUUAAAGGAUGGGCAACUAGUAGCAGUAAAGCGCCUGACUAAUGGAACAUCCGAUGAGAAAACUGCAGGCUUUCUAUCUGAACUUGGAAUUAUAGCUCAUGUAGAUCAUCCUAAUACUGCUAAGCUAGUUGGCUGUUGCGUUGAAAAAGGAAUGCACCUUGUUUUUCAAUUAUCAUCGCUUGGGAGUUUAGGAUCUCUCCUUCAUGGUCCAAAGAAUGAUAUUCUUGAAUGGAGUAAAAGGUAUAAAAUUGCUUUAGGGGCAGCGGAUGGUCUGCUGUAUCUUCAUGAUAGUUGUCAGAGGCGAAUCAUCCAUAGAGAUAUCAAGGCUGAUAAUAUUCUACUUACAGAGGAUUUUGUGCCACAGAUAUGUGACUUUGGGCUUGCAAAGUGGCUACCAAAACAAUGGACUCAUCAUAACGUCUCUAAGUUUGAGGGCACAUUUGGGUAUUUUGCUCCUGAAUAUUUCAUGCAUGGGAUUGUAGAUGAAAAGACUGAUGUUUAUUCUUUCGGAGUCCUACUCUUGGAGCUUAUAACUGGGCGUCCAGCUUUGGAUCAUCUUCAGCAAAGCCUUGUAAUUUGGGCAAAGCCCUUGCUUAAUAGAAAUGACGUCAAGGAGCUCGUUGAUCCUUCUAUUCGUGACAAUUAUGACAGCACAGAGAUGGAUCAUAUGAUUUUGACUGCAUCUUUAUGCACAGAGCCGUCUCCUAUUCUACGUCCUCGCAUGAGUCAGGUCGUGGUACUGCUAAGAGGUGACGAGUAUGUCUCCAAGUGUGCAAGAGAAACAAAAAGGAGGUCCCUGCUGAGAACAUACUCGGAAGAACUGAUGGAUGCACAAGAGUAUAACUCAACAAAGUAUCUGAGUGAUCUCCACCGACACAAGCAGAUUGCUUUUGAGGCUUAAAAAUGGAUUGAUGAAAUUUUCCAAGCACCUGUGAUUGUUGUAAGUUGUCAUUGUGCAGUUUUCUGGUGUGCUUGCAAAUCCCGUGGUGAUCUGAGUCGGUUUUACUCUGUUCUUCAUGGUAUUGGCAAGCACUCUUUUUCUCUGAAACUGUGACUUUAUCUUUGGUGGUGUUGUAAAUUGAGCAAUGUGAGAGAUAUUAAGCAACACUAUUUCUAUGUGUCUGCUGACGGCA